Zingiber officinale is the source of this 2116-nucleotide messenger RNA. RefSeq names its product WASH complex subunit 3-like. Gene Ontology annotation, biological process: exocytosis; actin filament polymerization. Gene Ontology annotation, cellular component: WASH complex. Lineage: Eukaryota; Viridiplantae; Streptophyta; Magnoliopsida; Zingiberales; Zingiberaceae. The transcript is spliced from 3 exons. The coding region runs from base 93 to 383 and encodes 96 amino acids. The record is from RefSeq and is a predicted model, not a curated record.
ACAAAAGGCGAGAAUUUUUAUUUUUGGGGGAAAAAUUGGAUAAUGUUUUACUUCCUCAUCAGGUCUUCCUCUCUCCGGAACUAAAGCCGGCGAUGAUCCCAACGAGGGCUUCUGUGGCGGCGGCGGCGGGGUGGAGCCGGAACGCCCUUCCGGAGGCCCCUCCGCCCGCAGCGAAGGAAGAGGAUGAAGAGCACGCCGAGCUCUCCAUUUCAGAUCAAAGGACUCUUUAUCUCGUGAACAUCUUCAUCGGAAACACCGCCCGGUUCCUCAACUCCUUCGCCUCUCUCUGCCAGGACAAGCUCGCCCAGGUCCACAGAUUUGUUAAGAAGCUUCAUUCUUGCUUUAUGGGAGCAACAUAUUGGCAUCACAGUUUACCGAAAUAGUGCUGUGGGAAUCAGCAUCAUCAACUCUUGAAGUCUGAUCUUUCAUUUUUAUAAAACAGUCAACAAAUCUUUGCUAGGUGGUUCUUUAUAUGACUUAAGCUAGCAAUCUUUUGUAUGGUAUAAUUUCUAGUGGUUUACAUGACUAUUCAGCUCCUAAUACAGUAUCGCAACAUUUAUAUGAUAAAAGAGAAACUACCUCACAUUGGUUAGUUCGAUGAUUUAAAUCCUCAACAACUGACAAAAAUAAUUAAAGUUUUCUUAAGUAAGAGCAAUUUAGCAAGUUUCCACGAAAAUAACCAGGCUUGACUGUGUUGAGUCUGUCAUGGGGUUCUAUGUAAUGUUGCAGCUAGCAAUACCCAAGCCAUUUGUUGUAUGCUAUCCUAUCUAAAAUUACGAAACUAUCUAUCUUUAGGUUCAUGCUUUGGACUAGCAUUCUCCUGUGUUUCUUUAAAAUUGUCACUUCUUCUAUAUCCCUUUCUUUGUUCUAUGAUUCUUUCCCUUUCAGACAUUAGCUGUAACUUACAAACUGGAUUUUAAUGUUUCCAAGUUUUUGGAUGAAAUUAUCCUUCGAUCUUAUACUCUCGGUGCAAUGAUGGUACUGGAAUAAAUAGCCGUAGAAAGUCUUGUUCCAUGUCUUGUGAUGGAAUUGCUAAACAGGUCGGUAUCCAUCCGUUAGUACUUUGUUUUCUAAUUUGUUGUCUAAUAUAUCAUUUGUAAUCUUGAUUGUCACAAGCACUGCUAAACAAAUGAGUUUGUGCUGUAAAUCAAUAUUUUAUAAAUGAGCUGUUUGCCUGUUUAGCUAAGUAUGAGCUUCUUAUAGAAAAUUUCGAUGAGGAAUUUUAAGUUGUCUUUAUCAAUGCAUUUAAUUCCCUUUUUUUGUAACUCUGACUUCAUGCUUUGCACUAGGUGACUUUUCUUUUUAACUCUUUGACUUAAUGUUUUGUAGGAUUGGUAUUAGGAUUAAUUUUAGAACCAAAUGUGUGGCACACUUAUAUCCACACCCUUGUCAAUCAUAUGAUAUAUCAAGUCCAAGUACCAUAGUAAAAUACUGUUGUUGCAACAAACUGUAAUGCAUAUCCUCCUGCUUGGUUUUGUUUUCUUUCCCUUCCCUUGGACAUCCUUCUUUUUCUUUGUAGGCUAAUCUGGAGUUUUGUUAUUGUUUUAUUUUUUUUCUAAAGAAACAAACCUCCAUUUCAGUGUAGUCUCUUAGGACCUUGGCAAUAACUUUCAAGGCCUUUACAAACUUGGUAAGCUGACACCUUCCUAAAAUCUUAAUAGCACGAAAGAGAGAUAUAUAGUUGUAUGUUAAAAUAAUUAAUGAAUCAGGUAAAGUAAUACAUUUUGUUUCGUCGAGUUUGUCAAGUCUGAUUCGGUUUCAUUAUGUAUUUCCUAGAAGGAUAUUGAAGUUAGAUGCAAAUCUGACCCUUCUAGAAGCACAAUUGCAGAGCAGAGGUCACAUUCAUGAGUUCGACAAUAAAUCCAACUUAGAAGCCUCAAGUUCUACAAGUGCAAACAUUCGAUGAGAGAAAAUCCAGCAUUCAAAUCUGAUGAAUAGUUUUGGUACUCAUUCUUCUUGUAGCUCUAAAUGUCUACGGCCUCGUCUUGCCCUCUCCCUAUGUUGUGCACUACUUGGACCAUGAGCCUCCUUAUUACUCGUAGUGUAUAAGGGUAAAUCGAAUAAAAUAUUGAUCAAAUUUUUAUUAAUUAAUUAUUAAAUAUUGUAACUUUUUAUC